Messenger RNA from Brassica oleracea var. oleracea, 598 nucleotides. RefSeq lists its product as uncharacterized. The record is from RefSeq and is a predicted model, not a curated record. NCBI's taxonomy places the organism in Eukaryota, Viridiplantae, Streptophyta, Magnoliopsida, Brassicales, Brassicaceae. The transcript has 2 exons. Bases 16 to 516 code for a protein of 166 amino acids.
GAAAGAGUUUCAAGAAUGUCGGACUCGGUCAACUCUUCAUCUGCUUCCAAUCAAUUCGAUGGCCAGUUGUCAGCUUUGGGAGAGGCCAACGUGCAGUUAGGAUUACGGAUGAGGACAAAAGUCCAGGAAAUGGGAGAAUUCAACAAGAAAACAACCACCUCCAAAGAUGAGCUCAUAGCUUCCAUAACUUGCAUUGGCAAGUGCAUUGACAGUCUUGAGAGGGCUUUGUUUAAAAACAGGGUGGUGAUAAAUCAUAGAGUGAAUCCACCUAUGUUGGUUAGAAUAUCGAAGGAUAUGACUAAGGAUACACUAAUGUCAAAUGCCAAGCUCCUCCUGGACCAUUUCAAGAAUCAUACCCUCCAGUACUUUUGUAAUGCUUUCUUCCCUCCUGUUACUGCACCAGAUGAUGAUGUUGUGCCCAAGUUUGAUAUCUUCAGGUCUCAUCUCGAAAAAUGCGAGUCUCUCUUUGACCAGGUCAUGAUGGAAGGUUAUGACUCCAACUUGCAAGACAUCUAGCUGAAGAUGAUGAAACUUUUAAGUAGCUUACCUUAGAGUGGCGGAGCCAAGAUUGUUAUUCAUAAGGGUCAUUUUAUUAAAA